AUGACCGAUUCCGAAGUAGAACCCCUUCUAGGUAAAUCCGCUGGAUCAAGCGUGUAUGAUAGAAUUCCAAGUGAUGCCUCAUUGAAAAAAAGUCCCUCUUCUACUCUGCCAAUCCAAAUAGAGGAAGGGACCCCUAGUCAAGCGAAAAGCAAUACCACUGACACAGAUUCUGAAAAAAGUGCUUUAAACAGUGGAUUAAAAAUCCCUCCAAGAUCAAACUCCCGUUCAUACUCAUUAUCGAAAGCAUCAACGAGAAAUAGUCCACCAAAGUUUCCUUCAAUCGAAAACUUGUCGCAAAAUCCAAAUACAACAAUCAAUAGCUUUAAAGUAGGAAAUACAGCUGGUAAUAGAACAUCUGUCUUUUCGGAUUACUCUGGUAUUGUUCAGCAAGUAGAUAUUGAUACCAUUAAAUUUGUUGGAAACAAAGAUAGUGUUCAAUUAAGCGGAAACUUUUCUUCUUCCUCUUCGGACCAUUAUAUUCAAGAAGAUAAUGAUGCUUCAAGUUUGCCGAAAACUCCAAGGGCUUUAUCAAAAGAAAAAUACCCGGGCACAAAUGCACUGGAUAGUAAAAAUAUGGCUAACCUUAUCAGAAAAAAUACAGAACAUAGUCCAAUCAAAAAAACAGGGCUUCCCUUACCUGAAUCCCCAUUGCCUAAACUUCAUGACGCUUAUAAGCAUCCAAGGUCGGUUGAGACUUCCCCGUUGAAGAAAAGACAUCAAAAGUCGUUAUCUAAUGCAAGCUCAGAAAGUUCAAAAGUUCACCAACAACUAGACAAUAUCAUGAAAGAAGUAGAAGAUUUACAAAGUGUUAUAGAUGAUGAUCAAUUAAAAAAGACAGGCUCAAAACUUUCCAUGGCUUCUACGAACCAUUCUUUUCAUACAGCAGAUGACGGGGACUCCAUAUACACUACUAAUCCAUUACUCGAACCUGAAGAAGAUGGACAAAAGCCUGAAGAAGAUGAGGAAACUGUGACUUUGAAGUUUGGACAUACGUUGGAUCCAUCACUGCUAGGAACUGUUAAACAUGAAUCGCCUUUAAGAUUGAAGAACCCCAAAACAGAAAGCACCAAAUCGCAUGCAAAGAGCACAUCAUCAAAAUCAGGGAAGUCACGCCAUAGCAAGAGCUCAAGCUCGCAUAAGUCAAAAAGAAGAUCAACAUCAUCUAGAAAUUCAUUAAAGCCAUUUUCUUAUGAGACAUUAGCAAAAUUAUUAAAUGCUACAGAUGGAAUUAUAAUCGGCCAAGAAUUUGCAACUUUGAACAUACCAAGUGAAGAGAAGUUUCUGAUUGAGAGGAUAGUUGACUCGAUAAGUAGGCUAACCGCUAAUAUGAUGCUAAACCCUGCGAGAUAUGAUCAAAGUUGUGCCAGACUAGAACGUGUUUUGAACGUUCUUGAAGGUUUUGAUUGA
Messenger RNA from Pichia kudriavzevii, 1407 nucleotides. RefSeq lists its product as uncharacterized. NCBI's taxonomy places the organism in Eukaryota, Fungi, Ascomycota, Pichiomycetes, Pichiales, Pichiaceae. The transcript has a single exon. The coding region runs from base 1 to 1407 and encodes 468 amino acids. The record is from RefSeq and is a predicted model, not a curated record.